Messenger RNA from Pleuronectes platessa (European plaice), 2677 nucleotides. RefSeq names its product thialysine N-epsilon-acetyltransferase. The coding region runs from base 92 to 601 and encodes 169 amino acids. Lineage: Eukaryota; Metazoa; Chordata; Actinopteri; Pleuronectiformes; Pleuronectidae. The transcript has 6 exons. The record is from RefSeq and is a predicted model, not a curated record. Gene Ontology annotation, molecular function: N-acetyltransferase activity.
ACUGCCUCCGUUCAGCCCCGGUUCUCCUUCCGCCUCUGACACCGCGAACACUUCAUCACUCCGCCCGGUCAUAUCGUCCCUUCUGCCCGUCAUGGAUUUCUCCAUCCGCGCCGCCAACGUGGAGGACUGCAAGGACAUCGCGCGCAUGAUCAUGGAACUGGCUGAAUAUGAGAAAGUAACGGACCAUGUGAAAGUGACUCAGAGAGACUUGGAGCAGGAUGGUUUCUCCAAGAACCCGUUCUUCCACGGGAUCGUCGCUGAGGUCCCAGAACAGCAGAAAACCACAGAAGGUCACACGAAGAUCGGCUACGCACUUUACUUCUACUCCUACAGCUCGUGGUCGGGCCGAGCCGUCUACAUGGAGGACCUGUACGUGAUGCCAGAGUUCAGAGGGAAGGGCAUUGGGAAAGCACUGAUGAGCAAGGUAGCACAGCUGGGCCUGGCCGCCGGCUGCAACCAGCUCAACUUCACCGUUCUGAACUGGAACAAGUCCUCGGUGGACUUUUACCUGAGCCAGGGCUGUUACGACCUGACGGAUAAGAUGGGCUACCACUGCAUGCGCUGCGAGGGGGAGGCCCUGGAGCACCUGGCCCAACCCUAACACGACCUCUUGACCUCGGUAACCCAUGAGCUCCACCUACACAGUGCAGGGAAAUAGACUCAGACAAAAAAAGCUGCUAAGCUCCAGCACGUUCAAUUCAUUUCUACCGAUACUAAAUCCCCGGCUUGAUUGAAAUCCUGAUUAUAACCAAUUUUUUUUGAUGUUCCAGCCUUGCAAAAAAAUAUGCAGAUCUCGGCUGCACACAGGAUUUCAUGCUAAAAGCUGAGGUACAGUCCAAAUAUAGUUACACAACCUGUAGACGCACAAAAUUAAUUCCUACUGAACUCAUCUAGCUAGUUAGCUUAGCAAUGCUAAUGCAGGCAGCUUACAUCGGGGUAGAUAAAACACACCGUUCAUAAGAUGUAUCAAUUGUCUUGUGAAGUUUUAUAUAUGCACAGAAUCACUAUUAUUAAAUCUUCACAAACAGUAUCCAGUAACCGCUGCUAGUCUGUGAUUGGCCGAUCGCUGUUUGCAGGAGGGGCUCAGCAAACACUUAAUUGGCUCAAGUAUUGGAAUGGGGCCUUUGCAAUACAUUUAAAUAGUUAAUAAUUGAGGGACCUUAAUCUGUGGUAUAUGUGGUAUUAGGUGUGUGUGUGUGUGUUUGUGUGUGUUGUGGGGGGGGGCUGUAUUUGAAGGAUCAAGUACAAAUCAUCGUCAUCCAGAAGUGAAAUAAUCGUUUGCACAAAGAUCCCGAUAAAAAACAGGAUGUUUGUUUUAUUGUACGGCUGUUGAAAUAAAAAGUGGGUUUGUGGUUUCCUGUCCCUUUAAAGUUUAUGAUUAAUGAUGACAACCAAAGAGUCGGUCCCCCCCCCACUGUAAAGCUGUUGUGAUACAAGUGUCGGCAUUUUGCACUGUUGUCUUCCAAGUGUGCACUGAAGGAAUCAGUGGGAUUGAACCUAAAACCUCCCUCCACGCUGCCAGACAGUAAACUCCCGGGGCUGGUUUUUCAAAGGGAAAACGAUCCAUCUGGUGGAAUCUGAAAAACAAAAAGGAAAAUCUUGGACUGGGCUCGGAGCGCGUCCUUAAACCUGUCCGGCUCAAGUGAAAGUGGCACCACUCUGCGCUGCACUUCUGUUUUAUAUCCAGUGUAUUUAAAAAAACAACACAUGGAGGACUUCUUGUAUCAUUUCCAGCCAUUUACUGAAAACACUCAGCGGUAUAUUUAGUUUGUUUUCUCUCAGUCUAAACAAGUAAGAACCACUAACCCCUUCUCUUUUGUAGCUUUUGCAAUUUGCAUUUAUUUUCAUACUUUUGUUUACGAAAUAAUUGAGCGAGGAAUGUGAAGUUGUUUUUCUCCGUCCUCGGGACAUUGUGUGGUCAAAUAGUCGCGUGUGUGUUUGGUGCAUUGUCAUCUGUGUUGUUACAGAGUGACACAAAGAUCGAUAGAGUCCAGGGGAAGAUGAAGAAGAGAUAUUUAAAUCUUAUCACCAGAACGAGCCCGAGCUACAAACUAUACAACGUGUGACUCAGUUUCCUCAAUGGAGUCCUCAAAAUUUCAAAUAUUUCCAAAAUCAAGUCAAAGUUCAACCCUGAUUCCUUUCAAAUCCACUGAGAUCUCAGCAAUAAAUAAACUUAAAUGUGCAAUGUGAAGAUUUUAGGGAGCAGGGUGUGUUUCUCACAAUCAGUACGCGUAGAUAAAAGCAACAAUGUUGAUGUCUUAAGGUUGUUUCCUCAACUUUGGUGCUGUGGAGCCUCAAUGUGUGUGAUACCCAAUGUGCCACAUGUUCAUGUUCAUGUGAUGAAUUAGUAAGUGUGUCUUCAAAUGUCACCUGCGGUCAUUAAGUUUUUAUAUGUGUGGGACGUUGUCUGUGGAACCGUAGCAUUUACGUAGCAUUUAGCGUUGACUGUCAUUUGCUCUACCAGAAAUCCUUACUCUAUAAAUGCAUUAGAAAAUACCAAAAGCCAUAUUAGCUUUAGCCUAGAGAGCCUGCAUGGAAUUCAAAUGUUGGAUUCAGAAAACAUAUUUUAGGCUCAAAGCAAAGGUUGUGUCUGAUUUUUUUAUUUGUUUGAUUUGUUCAGCAGUUGAUGAAUAAAACAUGUGAGAGUUAAAUAAAAUCUGAUGUGUGAAAAUAUAAA